AUGCACUUCACCAACGUCUUCGUCCAGGCCCUGCUUGCCGGCUCCGCCGUUGCAGCCCCCGCUUCUCUCGCCAGCAAGCGUCAACUCCAGCCCAUCCAGGCUGCCUUGACCAACGUCCAGGACUCUCUUACCGGGCUCGACACUGCUGUCAAGGCUCUCAACGCUGCGGACCCCAACACCGCCGCCAACCUGCUUGAUGCCUCCAACAAGGUCCAGACCUCGCUGAAGCAAGGUACCACGCAGAUCCAGGGCGCCCAGGAGCUUUCCCUCACCGAUGCCCUCACCCUCCAGCAGUCAGCCGGUGGCCUGACCAGCGCUGUCCAGACCUCUGUUGAUGACUUGGUCGCCAAGAAGCCCGAGCUUGACAAGCUUGGCGCCACCUCCAUCGCCGUUGACCAGCUCAAGCAGCAGAAGGCGACUGCCGGUGACUUCAGCAGUGCCAUCGUUUCCAAGGUUCCCGCCAUCGGCCAGGGCAUUGCUCAGCAAUCUGUUGACCAGGUUACCCAGUCCCUGGACGGUGGCAUUCAGAAGCUCGGCGGUGAUGCCGCUGGUGGUGCUGCCGGUGGUGCUGCUCCUGCAGCCCCCGCUGCCCCUGCCGCUCCCGCCGCUCCCGCCGGCGCACAAGAGCAGUUCCACGCCGAGGUCAUGGCCUAA
This is a messenger RNA of Colletotrichum scovillei, 654 nucleotides long. RefSeq lists its product as uncharacterized. Lineage: Eukaryota; Fungi; Ascomycota; Sordariomycetes; Glomerellales; Glomerellaceae. Gene Ontology annotation, cellular component: extracellular region. The transcript has 2 exons. The record is from RefSeq and is a predicted model, not a curated record. Bases 1 to 654 code for a protein of 217 amino acids.